UGACAACAAUGUACGGCGACGUCGGCAACAAGCUGGUGCAACAUGCAAAGCGAACGCAGACGCUGCCUCAGCUGCCAGCCUACCAGACCGAACUCGUGCGCACCGUAGUCCGUGAAGUCCGCGAGCUCAACCGAGAAGUCAACACCCUACUCGAACCCUUCAGUGGCUCCUUCAACCCCUCUCAAGAACCCGCAACAGCAUGCGCUCUCCUCGUCAAUCAUCUCAGCAUGCGUCGCAACAAGCGCUGUCUCCUGGCCUACCACCGUGUUCGCACAGACAAGCUGGAAGACAUGUGCUGGAGGGGCAUCGACAUUAUUGGCACCGACCAGACAACUGCCGAGCCCCAAGCUAUGAAUGCAGAAGAUAGCAAGAGCAGUCUCAGCCCUGAAGAGGAGGAAUACGUUCGUCUAUACAGCGACCUCCUGGCUGCCUACAAGGGUCAAUGGACCGACAUUGACCUGACCGGAAGCCUUGAACCGCCCACCGACCUCUUCAUCGACGUCCGCGUCUUGAAGGACGCCGGUGAGAUUCAGACAGAAUAUGGGUAUGUCAAGUCAAACAUGUUCAGUGACCGUCUACUGACACAAUCCACCAGAGCCAUCAACCUCACAAAGAACAGUCAAUUCUACGUCCGCCAAGGAGAUGUCGAGC
Messenger RNA from Aureobasidium subglaciale EXF-2481, 651 nucleotides. RefSeq lists its product as uncharacterized. The record is from RefSeq and is a predicted model, not a curated record. The annotation marks the transcript as partial. The transcript has 2 exons. NCBI's taxonomy places the organism in Eukaryota, Fungi, Ascomycota, Dothideomycetes, Dothideales, Saccotheciaceae. Gene Ontology annotation, cellular component: GINS complex. Gene Ontology annotation, biological process: DNA replication; DNA strand elongation involved in mitotic DNA replication.